UUAUAGCGAAACAAAUAUUUUAUUAUUUCGUUCUUGAAUACUUUAUCUACAGACUUCAGUAAUGUAAGUAUUUUUUUUUUGUAUUAUUCAUAAAUAAUUUUAUAAAUAAACAAUCCGAUUUAUAGAUGUCUAAUAAUUCAACACCAAGUUUUGGCGGCUAUGAAUAUAGAAGGAUUCUAGAGGAGAUACCAGUCGAAGAUGAUGCUCAAAUAAUGAUCGAACACGACGAAAACGGAUAUGAGGCCAUAACUGCAUCCGAAGAUAGUGGGUACUCCACUCACCGAGAGUCGCAGAUAGGUAUUUGGUAUCGUGCGUUUUCACCAAUUCAUUCACCUGCAACACCAUUACUACCACGGCCAUCUCAGGACCCUUUUCGAUCUUUGUCGCCGAUUCCGUCCGAACCAUCCUCACCCGACAUGUUCGCGGAGACAACGCCUAGACCGAUUGUGCUUAGAGUGAGAAACGAUUUGUUCCCGGAUGGAUCCGAUGACGGGUAUGACAUACAGUUGAUUGAACUCAUGAAUGCGUACGAGAAUAAUUGGGGCGAAGACGGUAAUGAUGAAGAGAUGAAUCGUCAUAUGGAUGCAUAUGAAGGUUCAAAAAAACAAUUGUAAAAUAAAAAUAUUCUAAUAUAUAUAUAGUAAUAAUAAAUUUUCUUUAUAACCAUACAACGUUUAUAUUAUUUCUUAAAUUUCAUUUAAUAAUAUUUGAAAAUAAAAUCGUUUAUAUCACCGGGUAACAUACAAUUCCCGGUAUGUCAGCAUCUAUUCUUCAAAGGUUUCACUGAACAACCAUUGUGUAUAAAUCUUUAGAUAGACUAUAUAUUUCAGACCCAAUAAAUUUAUUAUCCAGUCGUGUUAUAUAACCUUGACCAGUCGUAUAGUGCUAUUAGGAGUUUUAAAAUAUUAUUUUACUUGAAAAUUGAAAAUGUGUCGUAUUCACGAAGAUAACCGUUUACCAACACCUACUGGAUUUACUACAGCAAACGAGAACAUUUUCCUCAAUGGGUAAGUUAUAAUAUUUAAAUUAUAUUGAUAUACAUAUAUGUUUAUAUUUUUAAUUUAUACUUAGUGAGAUAAACGAAAAUAAUGUUACUCCCCGCAUAAAUACCCCUUUGAGAGAGGUCUACCGUUUGUUACUACAAGCGCGUAUAUCUGGUGAGGGGGUAAGGGAAUGGACUUUCCGAUUAGAUCGAUGUCUCUGCAAAUUAACAUUGAAUUCAGAGUAUUAGCCAUGUUGUUGCGUGAAUAUCAUUAUGAUCGUUCGAUUCCAGAAGAUACAAGCAUAGUAAGUUUGAACAAAAAUAUUUCGAAUAAUACAACGUGUUUUCUAAUAAAAGGUAAAUCAUUAUAGAUACAGAUUACGUUUCAUGAAUUAUUGAAUUCCCAAAGUAGGAUCCGUCGCCAUACACAAUAUUAUAUAAUCAUGCAGCUAGUGUAUGGUCUUCGAAGAAUUGAGACUAUAGACUCCGAACGCAUAAGGGAGAACAUGAGCGUAGAUUGGACGUUGAAUGCGUUAACGAUAUUAACAUAUUUAGAUUUUGAUUUUGACACAGCUAGAUUUAUACUACAAAGAAUAAGAAAUUUAGCUUAAUAUAAUUUAAAUAAAAUAUAAAAAUAUGCAAUAAUAAACUUUUCUUAAUAACCAAACUAUAGUUUAUAUUAUUUCAGAACAACUCACUUAAUUUAUAAGUAAGAAGGUUACAUUUAAGAAUACAAUACUAUUAAAUUUAAGAAUAUUCCGUCUGAGAUAAAAUACGUAGAAUAUCGAUACCCUGAAAUAUGUCUAACAUCUUUGCCGAAUAUUUCACCUGAAUCGUUUGCACUUAUAUAUCAUCCAUCUAUACACAUAAAAAUAAUUUUAAUUAAAAUCACAAAGCGAUCGCCAGUCCUCACAAGCACAUCUAAUUUUUGAUUAUCAUCAGUCCUGAUAAGUGUACACAUAUAAUAUAAAAUCUUUUCACUUCACGUUCGAAAAACCUAAUCAGUUUUUCUUUUCACAUUAAUAUAAUUUUUAAAAAAACGAAGACCAACCGUAUUAUGGAUACCGAAUCAUGUAAGAAUAUUUUAUAUUAUAUUAUUUUAUGUUAUGUUACAUUGUUAUUUUAUUAUUUAGUUAAUGAAGUAUUAAACAUUAUUUUCGGCAAAUCG
Molecule: messenger RNA, 2150 nt
Organism: Aphis gossypii (cotton aphid)
Lineage: Eukaryota; Metazoa; Arthropoda; Insecta; Hemiptera; Aphididae
Exons: 2
Coding region: 126-614 (162 amino acids)
Source: RefSeq, a predicted model, not a curated record